Ustilaginoidea virens is the source of this 2577-nucleotide messenger RNA. RefSeq lists its product as uncharacterized. The transcript is spliced from 4 exons. Bases 1 to 2577 code for a protein of 858 amino acids. Lineage: Eukaryota; Fungi; Ascomycota; Sordariomycetes; Hypocreales; Clavicipitaceae. The record is from RefSeq and is a predicted model, not a curated record.
AUGGGGUCGCAAGCGGCUGCGAACGCAGUAGCGGCCUCCUUUUCUACUACGGUUGCAAACGCUGCUGCCCCGCAACCCGUCGCCUUCAAUGCGUCAGGCUGGCUAGGGAUCGAUGGAAACUGGUCGACGUAUGCUUUCCUCAUCGGAGACAACAGUCCCGUCAACGUAUUUUUCAGCACAACGCUAUCCGAAAUCUGGGUCGUUGGCCCUGACGGAUGUCCCAAAGGCAAUUCUCUGUGCGCUACUUCUCGAGGCGGCAUAUACGACCCGGCCAAGUCGAAACAAUGGUCCGGCUUGGGCAUGUGGCAACUGGGACUUCCAGAUAUGGUGACCGCGGGAAGCGGACAGUAUGGCUUCGACUCAAUCGCGGCAAGCAGUCGGAUUACCAACGUUAGGUUCAGCAUGUCCAACGUGCUUCUGUCGGCCAUUUCUUCCACGGAUUAUUUCCUCGGCUACUUUGGUGUUGGUCUUCGCUCUGGCAACUUUGGCGACGUUGUUGCCUCACCUCCGUUGCGACAGGCUGUAGCGUCUUUUGGAUGGAUCCCGAGUUACAGCUACGGAUACACUGCCGGCGCCUCCUAUCGCGGCAUAGUAGGAUCGGCAACUCUAGGCGGUUAUGAUUCAGCUAGGUUUGCUCCUCACGACACGACCUUUACCAUGAAUCAAACCGAAGGCAUUCCCCGACCUCUUGUCCGAGGAAUCCAGGUCGCCGCCGUAAAUGGCAGCAGGCCGGCGGCCUGGAAAUCGGAGACGAUGACCUUGCUGCAAUAUAACAAUUCCUUCACUGCCGUCAUAGACACCACGACGCCCUACCUCUGGCUCCCCCCGACAGUGUGCGAUAGAUUUGCCAGAGCGCUCAACCUGACGUACAACAAUACCUAUUCCUUGUAUACGUUAACGAAUGACCAAUAUCGCCAAUACUCGUCCGACGACUUCUCAAUGGCCUUCACCUUCAGCCUAUCGAGCGAGGAUAAUCGUGACAACUUUGGACUUCCUCUCCACGUACCCGGCGUGGUCAACAUUACUGUCCCUAUCCGGGCAUUUGUCAGUCUGCUCGAGUACCCCUUCAUGAACUCAACCAUAGCGUAUGGUACGCCCGCCGUGCCCUAUUUCACCCUUCGCAGAGCGCCCGAUGACACCUUCAUCAUUGGCAACGCCUUUAUGCAGGAAGCCUACCUAAUCACCCAAUACGACUCUGGAAUCUUCUCCAUCCACCAAGCGCGAUUCCCCGCUGACGCCAUUGGAGGGGCGCAACUACAGGCCAUCAGACAACCCAGCAACAGCCCAUAUCCCGCGCCCCCGAACCCCAGCACCGGGAACGGGCUCUCAGCAGGACCAAUAGCUGGGAUCGUGGUCGGUUCCGUGGCCCUGUGCUCCAUUUUUCUCCUUGCAUUCCUCUGCUACAGGCGACGACGCCAGCGCCAGCAACGACAGAGAUCCGGGCACCGACUAGAUGACGGCAAGGAUGCCAGCUCGACCCUUACCCCCAGCCCACCCAAAAGUCUAGUGUACCGAGUGCUGUCGAGAACUUUUGGAAUGUUUUGUCGACACCGCCGAACCGGAGCAGCUUCCAGAUCGGGGGCCGGCGGUGGCAACCCAUUUGAGGCUCCUGAUUGCCAAAUCUACGAACUCCCCGCGCCCUCUUCACCAGCCGAGCUGGACGCGUUGGAUGCAGGAGGCGACGACGACUACUCGGUGCUUGGUGAUACCGACCUCGGCACCGACUCGACGCAACACCUGAGUGCCUACGAGGUUGCGAGGAGGAAACUGGACCGCCAGCUCCAAGGGCCGGUACCGGAAUAUUUGCCGCCCACCCAAAUGGUGCUGCUGCCCCCGGAAAAGAUGCCGAUUCCCGAUGUUGCACUGGAAGAUCGGACGUCGGCGACGCAUCAGCAACCGUCGCCCGUGUCGCCCCCGCUGCUUUGCGCCGACUCGACUUCGAGCACCUUUGUCACGUCGGAACCGUCACCAAUCUCGCACCGGGAAGGAGACUGGAGCUUGGCCGAGCUCCCGUCCCCACUCACCACCAACUCGAAUGCCCCUUCGUCGCGCUCCUCCGGAACCCGAACCGGCGGAGGGUAUUCGACGGCCGGUUCGCCGUCGGCCCCAGCCCCCGACGGCACUUCGCCAAGCCCUGCCGCCGUGCAGCGGACGCCAAUCGACCCGUCGCGAGUGGUAUGUCUGGGGCCGCUGCCUGGAAAUGUUCCGCUGCCAGGACAGAACAUCGGGACGGCGUCACGCAUAGUCGGACCCGACGGACGCAGCACGCCAGUCGGCGCCAUGUUGGCGGCAGGCUCCCGCCACUCCGACGACAGUCUUGGCAGCGACUUCACAGACGACGAGGGCAUGGCGGGAGCCGAAGAAGCACGCCGACACCAGGCUGCGCCCCCAGGCCAGCCCGGCAAUGUGGAGGACGGGAACAGGCCCGUCGACGCCGAAUCCAGCGAUGCAGACGUGGUUUCCGAAACGGGACGCAUCGACCCUGGCCGGGAUUUGAUCCACGUGCCGCAGCUGGCCGAGAGGCGUUACAGCUGGGAGGAAGAGCGACCGGAGCAUCCGCAACAGAAACCCCAAUAG